CCGUGUGCGCGGGCGUCGCGGGGGCGGGGCGGGGCCACUCCGCCGCCUCCGGAAAGUUCUGAGGCAAAGCCCAGCAACUCGCGGCCCGACACCAGCUGUUUCACCUUUCUUUUUCUAACUCCGCCAACGGCCCCCAGCCUACAGGUCCGGGUUGCUUCGCUGGUCAAAGUGCGUGCGGACUAGUUGGCAAAGUUGAGGGCGGCGACGUCUCGGGGAACAGCUGUUUGCGUUGGGGCGGAGGCAGCGCGCGAGCUCCUCGGCCACGAGCCAGCGAGCCUAGAAGGGUGGAGGUUCUGGAUCCCAGGGGAAGAGAGAGAGUGAAGGCGGGAUGAUGCGGGGACUUGAGGCGUGAAGUUCUUGUCCUUCGGCUGAGGUCCCGUCGCGCUUUCACCCCUUCUGGGUGACCUCAACCUCUUUAUACCGACCCCACCUCUCAGGAUCCCAGAGUACCGCCCCGUAGGGGGAGGGGAAGAGGAGGAGAUUUCGAACGCGGAUUGAGACGCUUGGGCAUCCGUAGUUGGGAACCGUGGAACCCUGGUCCCGGGGAAAGAGGGAGGUGUUCGGGUUUGGAGGCUCCGGUGGGCCUCGCGACGGGCUGGGUCCCAACUCGCCCCGCGUGGGGAACACGAGCUCGAGCCGGACCCCGGGGCGACGCACGGAGCGGCUGGUCCAGUCAUGGCAGACUACUGGAAGUCGCAACCAAAGAAAUUCUGUGAUUACUGCAAAUGUUGGAUAGCGGACAAUAGGCCUAGUGUUGAAUUUCAUGAAAGAGGAAAGAAUCAUAAGGAGAAUGUUGCGAAGAGGAUCAGUGAGAUUAAACAGAAAAGCCUGGAUAAGGCAAAGGAAGAAGAAAAGGCAUCAAAGGAGUUUGCCGCGAUGGAGGCAGCUGCCCUGAAAGCAUACCAAGAGGAUUUGAAAAGGCUUGGCUUAGAGUCAGAAAUUUCAGAGCCAAGCGUAUCACCAGUAACAAGCACUAUCCCACCCACCUCUGCACCAAAGCAGCAGAAGGAAAAGAAGAAAAAGAAGAAAGACCCUUCAAAGGGCAGAUGGGUAGAAGGCAUAACCUCUGAGGGUUACCAUUACUAUUAUGAUCUUAUCACAGGAGCAUCCCAAUGGGAGAGACCAGAAGGAUUUCAGGGAAACUUAAAAAAGAUAGCAGGGAAGACUGUUUGGGUAGAAGGAGUAAGUGAAGAUGGUUAUACCUACUAUUAUAAUACAGAAACAGGAGAAUCCAGAUGGGAAAAACCUGAUGAUUUCAUUCCACACUCUGGCGAUCUGCUUUCUAGUAAGGUCAGUGAAAAAUCACGUGGUACCCUAGAAGAAUCUAAAUCAUCAGAUUCUCAUAGUGAUUCUGAUGGAGAAGAGGAAGCAGAAAAAGAAGAGGCCUCUACCGAAACACAAAAGCCAAAAAUAAAGUUUAAGGAAAAAAAUAAAAAUAGUGAUAAAGGAACUGAACCAGAAACACAAAAAGAAAAAAAUACCCAAGAACAAAAUUCAUCAGGUCCAAAUGAAGAAAAAUCCAAAGCUCAUAAAAAAUCAAACCCAUAUGGAGAAUGGCAAGAAAUUAAACAACAAGUUGAAUCUCAUGAGGAGGUAGAUUUGGAACUUCCGAGCACCGAAAAUGAAUAUGUGUCCACUUCAGAACCUGAUAUUGGUGGGCAACCCAAAGUAAUAUUUAAAGAAAAAACAGUCACUUCUCUUGGAGUCAUGGCAGAUGGAGUGGCCCCAGUCUUUAAGAAGAGAAGACUUGAAAAUGGAAAAUCUAGAAAUUUAAGGCAACGAGGUGAUGAUCAAUAAUUAUAAAAGAGCUUUUUGUACUUCCUCAUUGGACAGCAUGGAGACUAUACAUCUUGAAGCUCCUCUGUGUUUGUUUAAAUGCUAAAAAUUUAGAUUUAUUCUAAAUGUAUUUUAUGUGAAUCUAAAAUAAAUCUUUUUUCAUGUGAAACUUA
This is a messenger RNA of Lontra canadensis (Northern American river otter), 1949 nucleotides long. RefSeq names its product WW domain binding protein 4 (gene WBP4). The transcript has 10 exons. Bases 676 to 1797 code for a protein of 373 amino acids. Gene Ontology annotation, cellular component: precatalytic spliceosome; nucleus. The record is from RefSeq and is a predicted model, not a curated record. Gene Ontology annotation, biological process: mRNA splicing, via spliceosome. Gene Ontology annotation, molecular function: protein binding; zinc ion binding; RNA binding. NCBI's taxonomy places the organism in Eukaryota, Metazoa, Chordata, Mammalia, Carnivora, Mustelidae.